Molecule: messenger RNA, 1359 nt
Organism: Cryptococcus amylolentus CBS 6039
Lineage: Eukaryota; Fungi; Basidiomycota; Tremellomycetes; Tremellales; Cryptococcaceae
Exons: 4
Coding region: 600-1112 (170 amino acids)
Source: RefSeq, a predicted model, not a curated record
CCCCCUUGGCCCCUCUUUCCCUCCCUUCUUUGGGCCCAGAGCCAAACAGCCAAGUGCACGGGUAAACUGCUGCCGAAUAUUUAUCAGCAUCUCCGUUCAAAGUGCAUUCCGCAUGUGUCAAUUCCCGUGUCCCUAAAUACCCUAUCUGUGUGAGGGACAGUGUAUGCGUGUAUAUGCGUCGGUGGCGUCCUCAAGGACUGGAGAGGUUGAGAAGUUGGAUGGCUGAGCACUGCCACGAGUGUAUACUUCAAGUCAUUGCACAGGAUAGAGACGUAAGUGGAGCACGCGUAAGGUUAUCAGCCCGAAAGAGAGCACCGAAGUACGUAGUCCUUCUGCACCUUCUGUUAGUCCCUCGAUCACUUUCGGGAAUCAGGUUGCCGCCGGCACAUCGACUAUACGAGAUCUCAGAUCGUCAGCCAGUCAACGCGGGCUACAUAUAUGGGACCAGGUCAUGGCAGGGGCAAGAGUCGCACUCGCCUUCAAUGGAAGAGCGAAUGUCCUUUCAAUCCACUCACCGCAUAGAGUUUGGGUCGGUCAUGUACGUAGCCAAAGAAAGGCUUUGGAUGUAACCCACCGCUUGAAGCAUUCAGCUGGCAUCGAUGACUCUGGGACGAUUUCCUCGGGGCCUAAUAGCCAUAUUGGCAUUGCCACAAGCCUCCUGCACAUCGGCCUCAAUCUCUCAAGGUGUAGCAGUACCAACGCAAACGUUAGAGAACUGCCCACUACCAGCAGUCUUGUCGAUAUAUCAAUACUACGCCUCUUCGCUUGCUGCGAGUUCAUCUGUGUCAGUCGUAUUUGGUUCGGGGACAAGCUUGGACGGUGGGUGUGAUGCGACGAGCUCGGGUGGGGAUGGGAGUAGCCAGACGUCUACAGGCGCAAACGUCUUGAUGAUCGACCAUACAGCGAAUGACACGCCUUACAAAUCUACAGCCACCGGCAAUGGGUAUACCAACUACACCGUCUCUCUAGUGAGUGACGCGCCGAAUAAGUCGACGAGGUAUUUCAAGAUCUACAAGCCAGAUGGGGAUGGGGAUUUUGGACCUGAUGUGGAUGGGAGUCAGUUUCUACAUGUUGUCAAAGUGAGUCCCCUCUCUCUCUUUCUCAAAGAAUGAGAUGAUCGAGAGCUGAUGUUGGUUAAAGUGCGAUAUCACGUUCAGCCCCGGGAGUGAUGAUAACAAGCCGGUGAUGGCGGUGUGGGAUGAGACGCCGUGGUAUACCGGCUCGGAUCCUGAGGGUACUGUUGAGCCAGAUUGUGCAGAGUCGGACGUUGAUGUCUGAUGGCUGCGGGUGGGGUUCAUGAAGGCUGAAAUGGGUCUUUUGUAGUAGCUCAAUGCUGAAUGUCAUGUUGUUGUACCUCCA